AUGGAAAAAAUUUUGAAGCCACUUGGGUGUGAAGUUCGUGGAGUUGACUUAAAAACUGAAAAUAGACCUGAAAUUAUUAAACAGAUAAAGGAAGAUGUUACUGAACAUAGAAUCUUAAUAUUUAAAGAUCAAGGAAUCGUAAGUGGUGAUAGGCAUGUCGAGAUCAGUCGUUGGUUUGGAGAAUUAGAAUCUACAUUCUACAAACAUCCGAAAUCACCUCACCCUGAUGUUUUUCGAGUAUCUAAUGAUAAAAAUGAAGGAUGUACAAAUGUUGGGAGAUCUGGUUGGCACAUAGAUGGAACAUUCCAACCAGCACCAUUUAGUUAUUCUUUAUAUCAUAUGGAGUCAGUACCUAAAGAGGGACAUACAUUAUUUAUUCCACUGACCGAAUUAAUUGAAAGUUUGGAUAAAGAUACUUUUGACACUUGGAAUAAAGCUUGGAUGCUCAGUGAUAGAAGAUCAUCACCUAUCCAUCCACUGAUAUAUAGUCAUCCUCAAACAGGCAAACCGGUAUUGUGCUUUCAUUUGGGAAUGACUACUGGUUUUAUUUGGAACUAUAAACUUCCAUCAGAAGCAACUGCUAGUCGUGAAGAAUACAAAGCACUUUUAAAAUCAAUAGACAGUAAAAUCAAUCAAGAUAAUGGAAAGUAUAUAUAUGUACACAAGUGGGAACCAGGCGAUUUCAUUAUAUCUGACAACUUAGCAGUUGGACAUUUUGCUCAUUCAAGUACACAGGCACCCAGAAGUGAAGUUGGCCUCAGAGUACUACAUAGAACUACUAUUAAAGGAACAACUCCACCAAAGAAAUAA
Messenger RNA from Macrosiphum euphorbiae (potato aphid), 810 nucleotides. NCBI's taxonomy places the organism in Eukaryota, Metazoa, Arthropoda, Insecta, Hemiptera, Aphididae. The record is from the annotation of a GenBank genome assembly.